UUUUGCAGCUCAAUUUCGAUUCCAGCAGCGUCACGCACGGACGUGUUAUCGCGCGUCGCGUAUUUUACGUGUUUUACGUACGCGUGUUUCUCGCAGCAAAAGCAACACACGCGUGUGGCUCAUCGUGAACGGGUAGGGUGGGUUGACAAAAAUUUUACUAGCCCUAGCAGGCGAUGAAUACAGCAACAAAAAAGGAGUGUAGCUCCGUGAUGUGAAUUGUUUAAGUGGAAAAAAAACUACUCAACACCUGGGAUAUCUAGUAGGCAUAGAAGAGUGCAUCAGCAGUGAACACAUCCGUCAGUUGUGUGUCAUAGUAAAAUAAUCGAAAAUAAAAUAAUCAUAAUCCGGUGCGAAACGAAAUACAAACACCAGAUAAAAGAUCGCACAUCGAAAGUGUAGUGAGUGUAUUAAAAGGGGUGAUAUAGUGGAUGCAACGAUCGAAUACAAACGCAUAGCAACUGCAUGGCACAAAUCGUGGUGGAGUUACGCACCGAGUGAAUGAAUACAAACGUCCGCCACAGCGCAAGGAUACGGAUUACACGACCACGGGCUGUGGUGACUCAUACGGUACACGUGGAUUCUUCAGAAACCGAAACCCCUUCUCCCAGUUCCCGUUCACCGAAUAGAAGUGCACGGAAGUCCUUUUGCCGUGGGGAGAAGUAGCUCAAGAACGAACCUGAUACAAGUACCGAGUGACCCAGUGGUGCAACCAAUUUGGUAGUGAAAAAUUUAUUUCAUUUCGUGUGUGUGUUCCGAAUUUCUCGAUUCAGUUUAUCCACCGCUACCAACCCGAAACGAGUGCGUGCCAGAUCCGGUAAGGUUAGUGGUUUUCCGUGGCUGGAAGGAGAAAAAAAAUCCACACUGCAACGGUAUGUGAAAUUGGUGCUAGUUUUUCACGUUUUCUUCUCCUAGCUGGGUGGGAGGGGAAAAACCAACCCGUGGGUCCCCUUCACGAAACGUGCGUGCGUGUGUGUGUGUAAUGUAUGGAGCAAAGUGAUUUAUUCAUUGGCCGGAAGGUGAAAGUGUGUCCUGAUCGGUGCGAUCGGUGAUUUUUUGUUUCGUGGUGCCCUGGGUUUUGCUUUCGUUUUAUUUUCACGUGUCGUGUUUUCUGUUCGAUUUGAUUUUCCUGUUUUUUUUUGGGGGCAUCGCUGGUACAUACACACAUAUGUUGUGUAUGCGGGCAGCAGAGCACACACGCUGGUGAUACCAGGAGCCAGUUGAAUGAAGCAGUCGAAGAUUGAGACGUACGUGCCACACGUCAAUGUGUUUCUCCUAGUGAGUGUAUGUGCCUGCUGGUGAGGGUUUGCCGGUUGGUUCUAUCUCCACGGAAUCCUGAAUGCGAGUAAAAGCUGUGUAAUGUUACGAAGGAAAGCGCCGAGUGUAAGUGGCAAGAAGUGAAAGGUGAAAAGUUAUUGGAUUAUCACGUUUAGCUGCAGUGGAAAGUGAAGUGUGUGUUUGUUGCCCAUUUUAUUGCCGUCUGUUUCGUCGAUGCUAGCGGAAAACUGAGAGUGUCGGUUGUGGAGUUUGCACAGAGGAAGCAGCAGGAACUUGGAUUUUGGGCGAAUCGAACGUAGCUGGAAACAACGAUUAGUUUGGCAGUUGGUGGUUGAAAGAUCCAGCCCCAUUCUCUUCGACAGUUCGGCCGUUCGGCUGAGAAACGCGCUAGUUUAAAAAGGACGAGCUAUCUGGCGGCAGCCGAGAACGAACGUCGAGAGCCGCUGCUUCAAGCGCAACAAUUGCACCGACCGAACCGAUCUCAUCGCGCCGAAGAAGUACCACCCCCUGUGAAGCAUAAACCUAGUGGCAGGAUAUAAAAAGUGCCCUCGAAAGGAAUUCCUAUAGAGCUCUCCACGGUACAGAGAAAAGGUGGUCGGGCUGCUGCGAACGAUGAGAACGAAAAACAUGUUGCCAUUGGCAGAGCAGCAGCACCACUGGGAAAUAGAACAGCAGUACCGCCACCAUCGCCAUUGUGUGUUUGUGUAGGACGUGUCGUCGUAGCCCACGGUGAAAAAAGGGCUAGCUUUUCUAAGAAGCUAGCUGGAGUUCGGACUAGAUACGGACCCGUUGCCCGCGCGAUGCACAAACUGACGUGAGGUUUGCAGCUGAAUAAAUAGAAGGCAAACACAAUUUCAAUGAUAAUCAUCAUCUGAUAGUGGAAAUAAUCGCAAGCAAUUUCGACACCGUCGCUACCAGCUGUGGUGCCGGCCGGUUGGGAACAAAUUCUAAGGCACACCGGCACCGGAUCCGGUCCGUUUCGUUUGGUGGAUCUUUUGGGACACACUCACCACUACGCUCUAUGUGUGUGUGUGCUCCGAGCGCAGUGGAAUAAAAAGCGCCCCCGGAUAGCGUAGUGUUGGGUGGAAGAAGUCGUGCGGACGCGUAGUGUAGUGUGACAGAUCUCAAAAUGUGUACUGGCAGGACGAAAAUGUGUGAGCGGAGGACUGGUGAGCGUGACACAGUGCCACUUUGCACCAAAGCUCGGCAAACGGGUCGACGAAGGACCGGCUGGUAUGGUGUGAUGUUGGUGCUGCUGGUAGUGCAAAUGCAGCUCGGCAUAGCCUUGGGGACGGAAGAGUCCGACUUUACGAAGCAGUGCAGCAACUGCAAGUGUAGCUGGAAGAGUGGUCGUAAGAGUGCGGACUGUACGAACCAGCGGUUACCCGCGGUGCCGAAUGAGUUGAGCAACGAGCUGCAGAUCCUCGACCUGUCGCACAAUCAAAUUGACGAACUGCCAUCGAAGACGUUCGAAUCGUCGCAGCAGACAAACCUGCAGAAGCUGUACCUACGCCACAACGGUAUGAAGCGGGUCGACCGGGACGCGUUCCGCAACCUGACCAUCCUGAUCGAGCUCGAUCUAGCGAACAACAAUUUGACCGCGCUCGAGGCAGGCGUGUUUGACGAUCUUACCAAGAUACGCGUUAUCAUACUGAACAACAAUCAGAUCGAGCGAAUCGAUAAAAGCUUGUUCAACGGACUGCAGUACUUAACGAAGGUGCAUCUGAGGAGCAACCGGUUGGUGCGGAUAGCACUGAACAGCUUCAUCAAUGUGCCGAACCUCUCCCAGAUCGAGCUGGACUACAACGAGCUGCAGGCGCUACGGAAGGAAUCCUUCUCGGGCCUUGAAAAGCUGACGAGUCUAUCGCUCACGAACAAUCCGUGGAACUGUAGCUGUACAUUGCGCAGCUUUGCGGAGUACGUGUUGGCGAAGAAUCUGUACACCUCGCCGACGGCUUGCAGCGUACCGAAAGCGCUCGCCGGACGCCAGUGGAACGAGAUCGAGCUGGAUGACUUUGCCUGCCCGCCGAGCAUCAUCGAGAACCGGAUGCAGUUUCCGGGGGUGGGCGAAAAUGCCACGUUCAUCUGCAAGGUGACCGGACUGCCGUUGCCCAAAAUCGAUUGGUUGUUCCAGAAGCGAUCGUUCUCACGGCACGACCAGCGGUUACGCGUUACCGAGGCUGUACGGACGAAUGCGCGCGAUCAGAGCGAGGUGUUGGUGUCGGAGCUAACCAUCGUUGGCGUGCGUCCGUCGGAUCGAGGCACGUACGUGUGCAAAGCGACCAACCGGGGUGGAAUCGAUGAGAGUGAGCAAUUUUUCGAUCUUAAAGCGGAUCCACAUCCAAUCACCUCGGCGACACGCUCCAGGGACAUCCUAACGAUUGUGGCGAUCGUUUUCGGGAUCAUACUGGGGAUAGUGGUGGUUGCGUGGCUACUGUUCUACUUCAUCUGCUGCAAAAAGCGCGGGUUUAAGAAAAAUUCUACGAUGAGCGAAAAUGGACUGAUGAGCACAAAGAUGAUGGACAAGUCGCAGAAUGAUUCGAUCCUGGGCAGUGGGUCGGUUAUUGGGGAGAUGCAAAAGAGUCUGCUGACGGAGGUGAAUCCGGUGGAGAAGCCACCGCGGCGCGUUGAUAUUGACGCAGGCGAGAAGGGACCGGGAAGCGGUGGCCAGAGUGGCGCCGGCGGGGACUACGACGAGAAACACGAAGCCAAACGGACGCUGCUGGAAGAGACUGGUUUUGUCGCCCAGGAUGAGGAAACAGCUUCGGUGGCGCUGUCGGACACGAACCCGCGCUCUCGCGCCACCUUCGUAGAUGACGGCUGCGGGACCAAUCUGCCGCCGGACCUGCUAGCAUUCCCGGCCCGCUUCCCCCAGUCGCCCUCGAUACAGAGCUCAAUGUCGAACAUUCACGAUGGGCGCAUCUACGGUAAAUCGCCGCUGGCCAGCCCGAUCUAUCAGUCCGGGCCGGGCACCAGCCUGGGUGGGGCCGGAUCGGCCCAGAUGCCGGCCGGCUUCCGCACGCUGCAGCACCCGAAAACGGGCCGCACGAUAGCGAUCGCGGCGGCCCGCUCCAACUCACCGUUCACGCCGGCUCCGCUGAUCUAUCCGCCGGUGGCGCUAAAGCACCAGGGCUACGUGACAAUCCCGCGCAAACAGCGUACGCCCAGCUGGACACCGUCCAUGAGUUCGGCGGUGACGGCGGAACUGCUGCCGGCCGGUGGCGGCCAUAGUGGAGCAACCAGUCCCACCUCUCCCAUCGACAUGUCGCUCAGUGUGUGCGAACCGGUAUACGACAACCUGGGGCUUCGGACGACCGCCUCCGGCAAUUCGACGCUCAAGCUAAACAAGACGGCCCACCGGGGGUCUCCGCUUGGGUCGACCGCAGCCGGUACCGCCCUCACGUCGACCCCGCUGGCAAAGUACAGCAUGAAGGACCGACCGUUGCCGGCCACUCCCGGUGGUCAGACGGCCACAACGCCGAACGCCACAAUGUUGGGUCACGGCGGUGGCAACUACGAGGCUAUACCGGAGGCAGUGCCGUACGCGGGACAAUCAACGGCCGCUAGCUUAAGCGGGUUUGACCUGGACCAGUCCUCCAUCUACGGUCCGGUGAUGACGUCGAAUCGGAGCAAAAUUCCGCCCAGGCCACCGCCCAAACCGAAGAAGAAACCAGCGUCGGUGGUAGGCAUCGCGACGACCGGUGACGACCACCGCUCAGCUCCGAGUGGCCAGGUUCCGAGCAGCAGUACCAACACCAGCACUAGCCCGCUGGUGGCCGAAGAAGGUGACGACGGUACGGAGGUCUAGGUGUGGGAGCCGAGGCUCACCUUUCCGCCACGGGACCAACUCGCUCGCUCGCCCGUGCAACGCCCAACCGGGACACGCGUAGGCCUGUGUUAGUACGGUAGUGUGUGAGUAUGAAACCAUAAUUUAAUUCUAGCAUUAGAAAGAUCGACCACCCCUCGGUCCGUCUGUGUCGCUCUCCAGACCCGCAUAAUGUUCACCAAACUUAACGAUCGAAUCGAGUGAUUGAAGGGGUUGAAGUUGUUGCACAGACGGACGGGACUGAUGGGUGGCGAAUAGGUGCAACGCACAGUAAAACAGUAGUUUAAACGAACUAUGUUAAGAGAAGAUAACGACGAACCCGGAUCCGUACGCGCAUGGAGCAGUAGGCCUGGAUGUGCGUUUGACAAAUUGAAACGGAAAUAGCUUUAGCGAGUCAAGUAAGGUGUAAAGUUUUAUUCGCGAUCGUGUUAAGUAAUGGAUAGAGCAUUUUUCAUGGUAAAGAGUUGGCAGGCUAAGAGAUACGGAGUGUGUGGUGUAGACUAAUGGAUCCGCGGGAUAACGAAAUCAUUUUCCAUUAUACGGACUCGUUUAGGGAUAUUAUUAUUAUUUUUCUUACAUUUUUAUCGCCCUUUAUGAUAAGGUUCUCACUCUCAAUGCGUAUUAAUUUUAGUAAGUGAUUGUCUCUUAGUACGCUGAAAGUACUGCGUUAGAAUGUUUAUCUGUUAAUGUCACGCCAACUGUCGUUUAAGGAAAUGGUACGACGUCACGCGUUUACGGUUUAGUUUUUUAAAUCUAACUAGAGCAAGCGAACAGGUGAUUCCACACACACACACACAUUGAGAAUAGAACACAGACACAUACACAUAGUAGACAGAACAUUACGUUAGCUAGGAUAAGUUUGUUGGAUUGUCCGGGAGUUUUGAGGAUUUCAAGCCGAAUGAAUUUUGGAGGCUGUUAGCGUAGAAUUCGAAGCGCGGGUGUAGCAUAUGACCAGAUGACCAUUCCCACUCAACGGGAGAAACGAGCGGAGGAGAGCGAAAAGGAGCAGCAAAUGGCGCACAGGACAUACAUAACGAUCGUGGUAACGAUCGUUCACACAUGCACACAUUUUUCUCCUAGGGAGUAACAUUUUUGAAAACACCGGUUUUGGGGGGCAGUUCUGUACGGUCCGUUGUUUGGCAAGUAUAAAUAAAAACAAAUGUCCAUAAUCCAGCCGGAUUAUGAUUAUUUACCCAUGGUACAUGUUUUGCCCUAACUCAUCACCACUUGCACCAUGCUGUGCUGGUUGUGUUCGGGGCCUUGUUUUUCCUCUAUCUCGGUAAAAUACCAACCGAGCGAGGGUCACGUGUCGAGGAAUAAUUAGAAUAAAUGAGCUGGAAAGGAGAACUCGUGUUUCAAAGAGUUUCACCAAUAUUAUGUUUGCUUCCGCCUUCCGCUGUUUAUUAUUCCACCAGCUGUUAAAGCGACACUAACGAACCAUUGCUGUCGACCGUCACCGUGCACUGCACUAUCCUCGGUAUGGAAUAGCGAAAACGGGAAGCAAAAAUUGCACAACAAAAAACGAACCACUCGGUCACUUGCUAAAGGGAACCGAUUCUCUAAAACCCGGUGAGCGCUAGCGGCCGUUGCUUAAUCCGGGCAAUGAGUAGUUGCGCCUCCUGUCGAACAGACGUGCCGCGCGGAACAGUUUUUGCUCUUGAUUUUAAUUACGUGAUUACUCGCUGCACUUUAGACAACCGGGUUUUGCCUUCCCACGGUACGAGUUUUCCCUUCCCCUUUCUCAUUUCUCUCCCGUACUAUGUGCGCCGGGAUGUGUAGCCGCAUGGUGUGAUAAUGUUUAAAAUAAAUCUUUCCAUUACCAUCCGUAGAACCCGCUCACCGGUUGCUUGCCGAGUGUGGCUGGACGGGGAGGCAGUGAAAUAAGACAACAACAAAAAAACCUUGUGCAACAAAAUUUUCAACGCUCCAUUUUCCACAUUUCCCUUUUUUUUGCUUGAAAAGCUUCCUGCGCUAGCUGUGCUACUUUUACACUCUCUUUCACGCGUUUCUCGAGUGUGUCAUCUGUGUCCGUUUUUCUGUCUGUGCUGGGAAAUCCUUACCGUUUUAAUUUCCGAAAACGAAACACACUAAAUAACAGUGCCAAUUGACUGAGCAAGCUUAAAGAGAGAGAGAGAGAGAGAGAGAGAGAGAGAAAGAAACGGACAAAAAAAUGAAGAAACGAACUAGCGAACUAGGAAAACCUCUUCAUUAUGGAAGAGCAAUAAUUGCGAAAGGAAAAAAAAAACAGGCACUAAAGUUAGGACAAAUUUAAUUAGGGGUACGGCAAUCCGCAACUCGAGACAUCGGCAGGAUCGGUUCGCAGGCGACACAAACGGACGACGCCAAAUAGGUGUCCGCGAUGGAAUAUGAUGUGAUGUGUUUGUUUGCGCUGAAGAGGAUGCUCCGUGUAACCGUUCUCAGUGGAACGGCCCUAAAGAUCAUCCCUCGGUUCAUCCUUGAACGGUUAAAGAAAAAAACGGUUCAUUGAAACGAGAUCGUCCGGUUCUGCAAAAACAAAAAAAAACACGACAAAGAUACGGCCUCGUUUUACGAUAAGCUUGCACAAUAAGAGACUAAAACAAAUCGAACGAUUCUUUUCUGCUGGCGGUGUGAUAAAUCCCCACAUUAUACGACACUCGUUACGUAUCGCAUCCCAACAGCAUCGACCAUCGCGUGUAUCGAAGCGGUCAUAUUUUUCUUGCCCUUUUCUAUAGUUUAUCAUACAUUUCGCGAUUAUUUCAUCGGUCACGUGCCUUCCAAUGCCGAUGUGCGCCAGCUAGCAUCAAACACAAACAGUACGGAGAAGCACAUCUGAUUUUGUAGAUAGUUUUACAGCCGGCUUAAAUUGUUAGAUACGUCCCGGGAACCUGCAUCUUAAUUUCAUUUCAGUAAGCUUCCACACAAACAAACUUCGAAUAGAGCUAUGGCGGCGGGAGAUGUAGUUAGUGUUCCGUAGCGCACGUGUCGCCAAUAAAGUGUAUACAGUGGACAGUAAUUUAAUAUAUACAGCAUUUUCCCUUCUAUUUUACUA
This is a messenger RNA of Anopheles stephensi (Asian malaria mosquito), 8132 nucleotides long. RefSeq lists its product as uncharacterized. The record is from RefSeq and is a predicted model, not a curated record. The coding region runs from base 2405 to 5083 and encodes 892 amino acids. The transcript has 6 exons. Gene Ontology annotation, molecular function: protein binding. NCBI's taxonomy places the organism in Eukaryota, Metazoa, Arthropoda, Insecta, Diptera, Culicidae.